AUGGCGAAAUUUAAUUUUUGUUCACCUUUCAUAGCAACAGUCGCAUUUGUGCUCCUUCUGCACUGCACUGCUGUUUCCCAAGCGCUCGGUGGGAAAUCUCAAAAUAUGCUGGUACGACUUAGCUCCAAUAAUCCAAUCAGAAAUCCGCGCGAAGGACGUGUGGAAGUGAGCUUCGAUCGCGGCGCAAGAUGGGGCACAAUCUGUAGCUCGGAAUGGAGUUUUCGUGAGGGCAACGUUGUUUGCAGGCAACUGGGACUCGGCUAUGCGGCUAUGGUUAAUCAAACUACCACUUUCGGUGAUAGCCGCGCCUACCCGUGGGCCAUUAUCGGCACUCUAUGCCGUGGUAAUGAGACACGCCUGAAGGAGUGUUUACGUGAGGCCACGUACCCGAGAACAUGCACGGCAGCGAAUCGCAAUGUGGCGGUGGUGCGUUGCGUGCCACAGAUUGCCGAUUUGACUUUGGGCUUACGCGAUAUAGAGACUUCGGCGCGUCUCGAUCUGGCGCCAAUGACCCGACUCACGUGUGCAAUGGAGGAGAAUUGUGUGUCUGCCGAUGCAUAUGUCAUACGACGAACACAGCCGAACGCGGUGCGUAAUUUGAUGCGUUUCACCACCAAAGCGGAAAAUGUGGGCAAUGCAGAUUUUAGUCCUUACGCGAACUACAGGGACUGGGAAUGGCAUCAGUGCCAUCAACACUAUCACAGCAUGAAUGUGUUCGCCACCUUUGACAUAUACGAUUUGCGUUACAGGAAGGUGGCGCAAGGGCAUAAGGCCUCUUUCUGUUUGAUGGACACGAGUUGUGUGCCGGGCGUUAGGCCGAAAUAUACCUGCGGCAACGAAACACAAGGCAUUUCGAUUGGUUGCGCCGACUUGUAUACGGCCAAUUUGGAUUGUCAAUGGGUCGAUGUGACGAACUUACCUACAAAUCAAUUAUAUAUUCUUCGGGUUGCCAUUAAUCCAGAGUAUAAAAUUGGCGAACGAUCCUUUGAGAAUAAUGGCGCUGAAUGCAUUUUACAUUACACAGGCAAAGUAAGUUCGACAAAGAUUACGAAUUGUCGUCGCACACCACUGUGGUUUAAUGUUUGAUGUCUUGUAAGUAGUUAAUUUGCGAUACAUU
Anastrepha obliqua is the source of this 1117-nucleotide messenger RNA. It is a transcript of the gene Loxl1, whose product is annotated as lysyl oxidase homolog 2A. Gene Ontology annotation, cellular component: membrane. Gene Ontology annotation, molecular function: protein-lysine 6-oxidase activity; copper ion binding. NCBI's taxonomy places the organism in Eukaryota, Metazoa, Arthropoda, Insecta, Diptera, Tephritidae. The transcript is spliced from 3 exons. Gene Ontology annotation, biological process: peptidyl-lysine oxidation. The record is from RefSeq and is a predicted model, not a curated record. Bases 1 to 1086 code for a protein of 361 amino acids.